AUGGGAAACGUCCUCUUCCUUAUCGGUCUUACCCUCAUAAUCGGUGUCCAAAAAACAAUGGUGUUCUUCACCCGUCCCCAGAAACUCAAGGGGACAGCCGCCUUCGCUGCCGGUAUUCUUUUCAUCCUCUUCCGCUGGCCAUUGACCGGCUUCUUGAUUGAACUGUACGGCCUGUUCAUCCUCUUUGGUGAUUUCCUUGUCACUAUUGGACAAUUCGCUGGCAAUAUCCCUGUUAUUGGACCUUACAUCCAACGUGGGCUGGAGGUUCUUGCUGGUGGGAGGAGCAAUGCCGAACUUCCUGUAUAA
Penicillium antarcticum is the source of this 306-nucleotide messenger RNA. RefSeq lists its product as uncharacterized. Bases 1 to 306 code for a protein of 101 amino acids. The record is from RefSeq and is a predicted model, not a curated record. Gene Ontology annotation, biological process: retrograde transport, endosome to Golgi; endoplasmic reticulum to Golgi vesicle-mediated transport. Gene Ontology annotation, cellular component: endoplasmic reticulum; COPII-coated ER to Golgi transport vesicle; Golgi membrane. Lineage: Eukaryota; Fungi; Ascomycota; Eurotiomycetes; Eurotiales; Aspergillaceae. The transcript has 2 exons.